Messenger RNA from Nezara viridula (southern green stink bug), 491 nucleotides. Lineage: Eukaryota; Metazoa; Arthropoda; Insecta; Hemiptera; Pentatomidae. The record is from the annotation of a GenBank genome assembly.
CAUUAACCCACAAUUAUAUAUAUAUUUUAGUUUUGUAACCAUCUAGGAGUGUUAACAUUCCGCUGGAAUCCAGGUCGUUCCUAUACUCAGCAUAAAUACUGUUCAUCGUUGCUGCAUAAAUCACUGGAUUCAAUCGAUUAAUACCGUUAUUUUUAAGAACCUAGCGAUACACUGAGAAAUGUUGAUACAAUGAAACGUAAAAUAACUUCUCAGUGAUUCACUGCCCACUGAGAAUAAGUGUCCAAACUAGGUCAGGUUCGUCAUGAGUGGCAUCCAUGAGGAAUCCGUUGCGCUUCCAAAAUCUCUCCGAAGGUUUCGAAACCCUCACGAACGCCCACCUUACUGGAACGACGAGAACGCAAGCUCCCGCGUCCCUGACAUUUACAAGUGUACCUGUCUUAUAUUUACAACUCACACUUGGUCAGUCGAGCACUUUAACAGCUAAUUACCAUGCGCAUGACCCUCGCUAUGAGAUACUGACCUGCCUUUAG